GACGUGGCUGGUUGAUGGAAGAGUCCGGCUGAUUACGUGUCUCUUCCUUUCUUGUUGGUCUGACAAUCCAGUGCAUCAAAGACUUUGAACUUGCAGCACAGAACUCAACGAACCGGCCAUGAAAAUCUUCCACGUUCCUUGCUUAGAAGACAAUUACUCCUACUUGAUUAUCGAUGAGACCACUAAGGAGGCGGCAGUUGUGGAUCCGGUUGAGCCCCAGAAGAUAGUUGAUGCUGCCAAACAACAUGGCGCCCAGCUCACUCUCGUUCUUACCACCCAUCAUCACUGGGACCAUGCUGGUGGGAAUGAUAAGAUAAAACAGAUAGUGCCUGGAAUUAAGGUCUAUGGUGGCUCACUUGACAAUGUUAGGGGCUGUACUCAUCAAGUGGAAAAUGGUGAUAACAUUUCACUUGGUGCUCAUAUCAAUAUAUUGUCUCUUCACACGCCUUGCCACACCAAAGGUCACAUAAGUUAUUAUGUGACCAGCAAAGAGGGAGAACAGGACCCUGCUGUUUUCACUGGAGACACAUUGUUUAUAGCUGGUUGUGGAAAAUUUUUUGAAGGCACAGCAGAACAAAUGUAUCAAUCACUGUGUGUAACAUUGGGCUCAUUGCCGAAUCCAACUCGAGUUUACUGUGGCCACGAGUACACUGUGAAGAACCUCCAAUUUGCUCUGACUGUCGAACCAAAUAAUGUGAAGAUACAGCAAAAACUAUCAUGGGCUCAGCAACAGCGACAAGCAGGCCUGCCAACCAUCCCUUCAACCAUUGACGAAGAGAUGGAGACUAACCCAUUUAUGAGGGUUGAUCUACCAGAGCUUCAGGAGUUGGUUGGUUGCCAUGCGCCAGUGGAAGCUCUCCGGGAGAUAAGGCAGCGAAAGGACAACUGGAGGGGCUAAUUAAAGACCUCGAAAAGCUUUCUCUUGUCUUUUGGUUUCUUUGGUUUUGGCCGGGGUGCGUGUUGGUGUAUGCAACUUGAUUUGUAACUUGAAAACUUACACGUUACCAAGGUGUUGCUUGGGGCGGAAUGUGCUUAUGGAAUGCUUUGUUCUUGGCUUUGGUA
This is a messenger RNA of Pistacia vera, 1062 nucleotides long. Its product is annotated as hydroxyacylglutathione hydrolase cytoplasmic-like. The coding region runs from base 119 to 898 and encodes 259 amino acids. The transcript has 7 exons. Gene Ontology annotation, molecular function: hydroxyacylglutathione hydrolase activity. Lineage: Eukaryota; Viridiplantae; Streptophyta; Magnoliopsida; Sapindales; Anacardiaceae. The record is from RefSeq and is a predicted model, not a curated record.